Molecule: messenger RNA, 630 nt
Organism: Radiomyces spectabilis
Lineage: Eukaryota; Fungi; Mucoromycota; Mucoromycetes; Mucorales; Radiomycetaceae
Product: protein-tyrosine phosphatase-like protein
Exons: 2
Coding region: 1-630 (209 amino acids)
Biological process (GO): protein dephosphorylation
Cellular component (GO): nucleus
Molecular function (GO): protein tyrosine phosphatase activity
Source: RefSeq, a predicted model, not a curated record
AUGGUCAAUAUUACUGACAAACGAUUUGCAGCUCUUGGACCAACCGGAUCGCCUUUAGGCCGUAUGCUUUCUAUUAUUGAUAUUCCCGAUUCCGACGUUCGGUUUCUUAUAUUGGAUUGUCCCACCGAAUCCACGUUGAGCUUUUACCUCGAUGAAUUCGUCAAGCUCAAUGUUGUCUCGGUCGUUCGUUGCUGCCAGCCCACUUACAAUGCGAAUCGGCUCACCGAACGCAAUAUUGAAGUAUUGGAUUUACCUUUCAGAGAUGGUGGCGUGCCUCCUCCUAUGAUUGUUCGCGAAUGGUUGCAGUUGAUCGAUAACACGAAACGAACCGUGAAUAAAGAGGACCCAGCGUAUCGACCACCCACGAUUGCGGUUCAUUGCGUUGCCGGUCUGGGUCGCGCACCUGUAUUGGUAGCCAUCGCGUUGAUCGAAGCGGGAAUGAAACCGCUGGAUGCGAUCGAAUAUAUCCGUACUAAACGCAAAGGCGCUUUCAACAAACCCCAAAUUCAAUACUUGGAUUCGUACAAACGUAUCACAAAACCAAAAUCCGCAAGCAGCCACUCACUCCGAUCAUCGCUGGGCAAAAUGUUCAAACUAGGUUCUAAAUCCACGGUUUCGCAGCAAACGUGA